AAAAAAAAAAAANAUCAAAACCGAUCAAACGAAAUUCGCCCUACCAAAAAGAGUCCAGCCGCCAAAAUUCCUCGAGCAGCCAACAGAAUAGCGGCUGUUGAAUUGCUAUCCGUUCAUUUUCGGACAAAGCGAGGUUGAUGCGCCCGAGAGAUUUCUUCAUUUUUGAUGCAGCCAUUGGAUAUCGAAACUGAACUGCUCAGGUUCAAGUGAACUACCGACCGUCAUUUACUCCAAAUGGACAUUGCUUUCAAUUCUUCGUCGUUACUUCGAUUGAACAAGAUUCCCACUGCCCUUGUCUUUCCCACUCAUCCUCGUAAGAUUUCAGUCGUCCAAUCCAAGCGGUUUGUUCCAAUGGCGGCCCUUACAGCCUCCAAUGCUAUAGGACUGUCGGAAACAUUCAGCAAAUUGAAGAAACAGGGCAAGGUCGCAUUUAUCCCCUACAUAACUGCUGGUGAUCCUGAUCUUUCCACCACGGCCGAGGCAUUGAAGGUUCUUUCCAACCAUGGAUCAGAUAUAAUUGAACUUGGUGUUCCAUAUUCAGAUCCCUUGGCAGAUGGCCCUGUUAUACAGGCUGCAGCUACUCGGUCCUUGGCUAGGGGGACAAACUUUAGUGCAAUCAUUUCUAUGCUGAAGGAGGUUAUUCCUGAACUGUCUUGCCCAAUUGCCCUUUUUUCAUAUUAUAACCCAAUUCUUAAGCGUGGCGUUGAGAACUUCAUGAUGACAAUAAGAGAUGCUGGUGUACAAGGGCUUGUUGUUCCGGACGUUCCUCUGGAAGAGACUGAAAUCUUGAGAAAAGAAGCUGUAAAGUACAAUAUCGAGCUGGCGAAAUCUGAAGAACAGGUGGAGUUGUUAUACAUCAUCAUUAGUUGUUAUACAUCAUCCAUUUGUGGGGUGCUCUUAACUACACCGACCACGCCUAAAGAUAGGAUGAAAGCGAUCGUUGAAGCUUCAGAGGGAUUUGUGUAUCUUGUGAGCUCCGUAGGAGUUACCGGUGCCCGUACAUCAGUGAGUGAUCGAGUUCAAACUCUCCUUGAGGAAAUCAAAGAGGCAACAGAAAAACCAGUGGCAGUAGGUUUUGGUAUAUCAAAACCCGAGCACGUGAAACAGGUGGCCAACUGGGGGGCUGAUGGAAUCAUAGUUGGUAGUGCUAUGGUGAAGCUGUUGGGAGAAGCCCAGACUCCUGAAGAAGGAUUGAAGGCACUAGAAAGCUUCACCAAAUCCUUAAAAUCUGCUCUCUCCUAAUCAAUUUUUGAUGGAAUAAGAGGUCAGCUAGCUCUGUCACUGAAGCCUGCUAGUGUUUUACAGUCAUCUUUAAAUGAUACUUAAAACAUUUCUCUUUCUUUUUAGCUGAAUAAGACUGUCAGUUUAGUUCUGUUUAAGGGUGUUCUUUCCUUCCUUUGCCUGAUUCGAUUCAAGUGAAGAUGGAUGAUAGAUAUUGCUUGGUGUUUUAGCUAAUAUAAGUUUUGUUCUUUCUGGUUCCAAA
Messenger RNA from Cucurbita pepo subsp. pepo (vegetable marrow), 1483 nucleotides. The record is from RefSeq and is a predicted model, not a curated record. Lineage: Eukaryota; Viridiplantae; Streptophyta; Magnoliopsida; Cucurbitales; Cucurbitaceae.